UUCUAGAAGAAACCUCUCUAUAUAAAGCAAGCAUAACUGGACUGGGGUUCACUGCAAUUCACUUUUUAUCAUAUAUUGCCUAAUACUAUUCAUGGCAACCGCAACUACGGUGAGCUUGAAGCUUCUGAUUGAUUCGAAAGGGCAAAGGGUUCUUUAUGCGGAAGCAGGCAAAGAUUUUGUUGAUUUUCUCUUCAACCUUUUGUUAUUGCCGGUUGGGACUAUUAUAAGGCUGCUAACAAAACAAGGCAUGGUUGGAUGCCUUGGAAACCUUUACCAGAGCGUUGAAAAUCUGGGUGAUGCAUACAUUCAGCCGACAACAAACAGGGACACCUUGUUGAAACCUACGUAUUCUUCAAACCUGGCAACCAAUGUUCCUCUCUUGUUGCCUAACAUUCAAUCAUCUACGCCACAACAAUUAUAUCGAUGUUCAUAUCAGUAUAAUACCAAUUGUCGUUCGUAUUAUGCAAAUGAUCCAAAAUCUACUUGCCCUUCUUGCAACAAUGUCAUGAACUCCCCUGCAACAUUUGUAAAUCCCCCAAAUAAGGUUUCGAUUGCAUCAUCUGCUGCAAAUGAGGGUGGUUAUGUGAAAGGGGUUGUUACAUAUACGAUUUUGGAUGAUCUAACAGUCACACCAAUGUCAACUAUUUCAAGCAUAACUAUGCUCAAUAAGUUCAACGUCAAACAAGUUGAUGCUUUGGAAGAGAAAGUUGUUGAUGUAAGCAUGAAUGAGGGUGUGGAGCUAUUGAAGGCAUCGCUGCAGUCCAAGACUGCGUUUACUGAUGUAUUCCUUUCCCAAAAGGCCGGGAAGAAGCUUUCUAAGUGAUGGAAAUGCGGAAGAUUUCUGCUGCUGUUGAUGUGUUGCUGGUUUGUUCACAAAUUUACAAAGUGUCUGCAGUUGGCUGAUCCACAGUAACUUGUAGUUAUCUUUUAUUGAUUUCAAUGUUGU
Messenger RNA from Hibiscus syriacus, 946 nucleotides. RefSeq lists its product as uncharacterized. The transcript has 2 exons. The record is from RefSeq and is a predicted model, not a curated record. NCBI's taxonomy places the organism in Eukaryota, Viridiplantae, Streptophyta, Magnoliopsida, Malvales, Malvaceae. The coding region runs from base 92 to 823 and encodes 243 amino acids.